AUGGAGAACUCUCGCAUCACCACCAGCAGCACCGGGCAAUAUGAUCUGCUUCUGGCCAUGUCCCAGGACAGCAUCAACGAGGCGCUUAAAGCUAUGUGGGAUGUUGAAGGAGACAACAUCGCAAAAAUUUCGAUCGACGGCAAUGAAUAUGGAAUCGUUGCCCGCAUUGAAGCCACGAUCGAGGCGCCUAACAUACAGGUCAUUGCCGACGGUACCGGCAGGGGAACGGUCCUCUUCCGCUUGACAUUCUCCACGGACAGCAAAGCCUUCCUUUGGAACACCAAGACCAAGGGUAGUGAGGAAAUCAACAUCACUGGUUACUAUAUCGCAUUCAAGGUGGACAUUGGUGAGCGAAACAUGUCUAAUCGCACCCAGCCAGGGAGCGUCAAUCUGCUGACCCCUUUCACAGCGCUCAAUGACAUACACGCGGAGGUUCUUCGUCUUAACACCAAGCUUGGAGACAGUGACGUCAAAUCCGAGGCGAAGAAGAAGUAUCAAGAGGAGCUCGAGAAGGCCGAAAUGACCAUCAAAAGGUUCGGCGAUCAGGCUGGAGAUUUCUCCAUUCAACGCCUGUUCCUAGACCUAGCUACGGCCGACAUAAGUUCUCUCCCUGCGUCAGAGAUAUCCCUCGGCUCAAUGACGCCGGCGCAGGUUACCACAUUCUCCGUCUUACUUCAACAGUGGUUGACGGAGAACAAAAGCUCGGGACACACAACCCUGGGUUAUGGCCUAUCUAUUGACAAAGAUAAGGCCAAGAGCUAUAAGGUGGCGGACAUUCUCAUGCCCACGUGGGUUGAGAUGCAGACGUACCCAUACAAAGCAAGUGCUACCGACCAGCCGAUUCUUGGCUGGACCGGAGACGCUGCGAGAAACUGCCUAACAUACUGUAACAUGACUGAAAACCGCCUCGUAUCGGGAGAACGGCUCCUGGCGUGGAGUGGCAACUUCACCACAAUCGAUCGUGACAAGGAGAGGCGCGUCGACGGCAGCGCGGUCAUCAGGAGAGCCUUGUUCCUGGAUAAGUUUGUUCUCCCGAUGCUUCACCAGUACAACGAUGACAUGCAAAUUGUCGCUUCUAGCAUGGAGCUCCUUCGUGAUGGUCCGGCAGGCCAACGACGGUUUCACUGGAAGUACGCGUCAUUCUUGGGAAAGAACCCACAGCAUACCCAGUACACUGACUCUUACUACAACUUUCGAGAGAACCAGAAGGACGCAAACUUGAACCAAACUACUGGCCGUCUCUUCUAUGAGGAAGCUCGGAGCAGAGGAUACCUCGGAAUCUCGCACGCGGAUGGGGUGUCUUGGUCUUGGUCUCAGAACUGCGAUACUGGGGAGAAGAAGGAGGCGGACGAUUGGACGAGUCCCAUUUCUUGGCAAGAUCACUUCUCCGGCCGAAACACAAGUUUCAGUGCUGUCGAUAUUGUCCCUAUACCUGGUCAAGGCCGAAUCCGGAUCCAAGGUUACAGUGAGGCGAAAGUAACCUACGGUGGCGAAUACACGCGAUUGAUACAAGCAAACCUGGUUUACGAUGGAAAAAUAACAUAUGUCGUUUACUGGCAGGUCGACAUUGUGCUUGAAUCGACGCAGGAUAAAGGCAUUACGACUAAGUUUGAGAACCAGCAUGUUUUCUCAUUUGAAGAUAUCCGCGAGACUGGCAACAAUGAUGGCACUUCCGCAAUAUCGUUCGUCGACACCUUGAAGAACAAUGUCGAGGGCAUGCUCAACAAGAAGGAGUCAAUCUACAAGGCCAUCAAUGAUUCCCUGGUUGCAACUGGGAAGUUCACCCAUCCAGCUGCCGGCGAGUUCAACCUGAAAGAUCCGAUGUUCAACCGUCAAGGCGAUCUACUGAUGACGGCGCAGUACAUAGCGCCAAAGAAGGGCUCUCUCCAGUUUUCCAUGCCCGCAAUUGGAGCUGAGGUCAAGCAAAGGGAUCCCACCGUAGACAACUCCGUGAAGGCGGUGGGCGACGCUAUUGCAGAGCUGGGAAAGAAAGGCGGCAAAUAA
This is a messenger RNA of Colletotrichum gloeosporioides, 2004 nucleotides long. RefSeq lists its product as uncharacterized. The coding region runs from base 1 to 2004 and encodes 667 amino acids. The transcript has 9 exons. The record is from RefSeq and is a predicted model, not a curated record. NCBI's taxonomy places the organism in Eukaryota, Fungi, Ascomycota, Sordariomycetes, Glomerellales, Glomerellaceae.